AUGAUCAUCACCAGUGGUCCGGGCAGAGGCAAGUCCACGGUAGGCAACAUCGCCGCUGGCCGAGCGGUGUUUGCGACGGCGUUUCAGCCCACCCACGUGACCACCGAGAACGCCUGGGCCGUGUCGCAGUCGGUGCGCUUCCCCGGCGAGGCACCCCUCGCCUUGGUGGUGCACGACACGCCCGGCCUGGACCAGGACGCACACUACCCCCGUCACCGCGCCCAACUUCAGCGGGCCUUUGAAGGCCCGUGUCGCCAGCGCCAGAUCGUCGCCUUCGUGCUGGCCGUCGCAGCGAGCGGCCGCAUCAGCGCCAACGACGUACGGCAGCUGGAGGCCAUCGUGCGGGCCUAUGACCUGCGGCCCGAGAGCGUCAUCCUCGUGUUCAACAUGAUGCCCGCGCUGGCGCCGGCAGCUGCGGAAGCUUACAUGGUGGAAGCCGUCGCCGCGAUGCCGCCCUUGCUUCGGCCGUACGCGGCCAAUCGUCUGGCCGUGCCGUACCUGGAGAGGCUGGCCAACGACAACCUCGAGCAGCGCCAGGCGUUCGUCGCUUCGGGCUCUGGCGAGGCGCAACGCGUACGGGAUAGCCUCGCCGAAGCGCUGUCGAGAGCCUCGCCCGGAUCGUACGUGCUGGUACGGCCAGAGGCCCUCUUGUCGGCCGCCGAGACGUCCGAGAAGCUACACCAGGAAAAGUUGCGACUUGAACGAGAGCGUCAGCGCCUCGAAGCCGAGAGGAGAGCCCAGGAGCUCCGGUUGGAGCAGGCGAGGCGGCAAGAAGAACUACAGCGCCAAGAGAAUGAGCGUCUCGCGCUGCAGCGCGAGCGCGCCGAAGCCGAGAGGAGAAUCCAGGAGGCCCAACUGCAGCAGGCGAGAGAGCAGGAGGAGCACCGUCGAUCCGUGCUCAGUUCGGUGGCGCGCGAGGGAAAAAGAUUCCUCAAGAGGAUCCGUCUUCGCUGA
Molecule: messenger RNA, 954 nt
Organism: Acanthamoeba castellanii str. Neff
Lineage: Eukaryota; Discosea; Longamoebia; Acanthamoebidae
Exons: 1
Coding region: 1-954 (317 amino acids)
Source: RefSeq, a predicted model, not a curated record